UGGCGGGACUUGUUUUCAACUCUGCGCGGGAGAUUCAGGAGAAGACUCUUCACUUUCUACAACCAUCCGGGAGGGAGAGUUUUAUCCAGUUUGUCAACAUGCCGUGUGAAAGGAAGCCUAUGCGCUACGGACACUCAGAAGGACACACGGAAGUCUGCUUCGAUGACACUGGAAAGCUGAUUGUGACCUGUGGAAAUGAUGGCGAUGUUCGGAUUUGGGAGAGUCUGGAUGAUGAUGACCCAAGGUUCAUCACAGUCGGCGAAAAAGCUUAUUCUCUGGCACUCAAGAACGGCAAACUUGUGACUGCAAGUUCCAACAACACGGUGCAGAUACACACGUUUCCUGAUGGUGACCCAGACGGCAUCCUUACCCGCUUCACUACCAAUGCCACACACGUCACCUUCAACACUAGUGGCUCCAAAGUUGCUGCUGGCUCCAGUGAUUUCCUGGUUAAGGUGGUGGAAGUGUCAGACAGCAGCCAACAGAAAACCCUUCGGGGCCAUGAAGCGCCUGUGCUAAGUGUAGCCUUUGACCCCAAAGAUGACUUUCUGGCUUCUGCCAGCUGUGACGGCUCCGUCGUGGUGUGGAAUAUUGAAGAGCAGACUCAAGUGGUCAGCUGGCCUCUGCUGCAGAAGACUAAUGACAUCAGUAAUGCAAAAUCAUUGUGUCGCCUAGCCUGGCAGCCUCGCACAGCAAAGUUUUUAGCUGUUCCUGUGGAUACCAAGGUUCACCUCUACAAGAGAGGGUCCUGGGAUCAUGUGAGCACCCUGUCUGAUGAUCUGCUGACUCAGCCUAUUAAUGUCCUGGCAUGGUCUUCGUGUGGACAGUUUUUGGCAGCAGCCAGCGUGGGCGGGGUCAUAACGGUAUGGGACGCGAACAGCAAACUAUGUGUGGAGAGGCACAAACAUGAGAAGGGCUUUACAGUGUGUGGUUUAGCCUGGCAUCCGUCUGGCAGUCAGAUUGCUUACACUGACACUGAGGGCUGCUUGGGACUACUGGAUGGUUUCAGCACAUCUGUGCCCAUCACCCCCAAGGCCACUGCAGAAAAAAGCGAGCGAGGCUAUGACAACCUAUUUGAUGAUGAUGAUGAUGAUGACGCCCAGCUCAUAGAUGAAGGAUGGAGUGACGCCAAGUCCCCCUCUAAGAAAGCAAUCAAUGGGGUCAAGAACGACGACGAUGACGACGAUGAUUUCUUAAUGCCAGCAACAGGGCGUGUGAGGAACAGAGGCGCAAUCCUGGAUGAUGAAAAUUCACUUGAUACCGGCUCGCUGAAGCUGGGUCAAGAUGAAUAUGGAUUUGAUGGUGGAGCUGACUGUGCCGUGAUGCCUUCAGCUGCUCUGUCAGCUGCAAUGCGGCCUGUCUAUGAUGGGCCCCAACCGACGCUACCGCAGAAGGCCUUUCAAGCAGGAUCCACUCCAGUGCAUCUCACUCACCGCUUCAUGAUGUGGAACUCCGUAGGAAUAGUGCGAGGCUACAACGACGAGCAGGACAAUGCCAUCGACGUGGAGUUUCAUGACACAGCCGUGCACCACGCCAUGCACCUCACCAACAUGCUGGGACACACCAUGGCGGAUAUUUCCCAAGAGGCCGUACUAUUGGCCUGCCCCAGCACGAAUGAGCUUGCAAGCAAGUUGCAGUGCCUUCACUUCUCAUCAUGGGACACCAACAAGGAGUGGAUGGUUGACCUACCCGAGGGUGAGGACGCAAAGGCGCUUUGUCUGGGUCAAGGCUGGGCAGCGGUUGCCACCAGCGCACUCAUGGUCAGAUUCUUUUCCAUCGGUGGAAUUCAGAGGGAAAUCUUCAGCCUGUCGGGGCCUGUUGUCUGUAUGACGGGACAUGGAGAGCAGUUACUCAUUGUCUACCACAGAGGUACAGGUUUUGAUGGGGAGCAGCUGCUUGGCGUGCAGUUACUGCAGUUUGGUCAAAAGCGGAGGCACAUUAUCAACGGCGAACCUCUCCCACUCUCCCUCAAAUCUUUCCUUUCCUGGCUCGGAUUUACUGCCGAAGGUACCCCAUGUUAUGUAGAUUCAGAGGGGGUGGUACGAAUGCUGAAUCGCUCCUUGGGCCACACAUGGACGCCCGUUUGCAACACCAGAGAGACAUGCAAAAGCAAAUCAGACAGCUAUUGGGUUGUUGGGGUACACGAGAACCCUCAGCAACUCAGAUGCAUACCAUGUAAAGGAUCCAGGUAUCCACCCACCCUGCCCAGACCUGCAGUGGCCAUCCUGCCUUUCAAGUUGCCUUUGUGUCAGACAACUACUGAGAAAGGACAGAUGGAGGAACAGUUCUGGCGCUCAGUGCUCUUCCACAACCACUAUAACUUCCUGUCGUCCAGCGGUUAUGAAGUGGACGAGGAUGGACAGAGUCAGUCGCAGAAAGAACAGCAGGAGCUGCUUAUGAAGAUGUUUGCGCUGUCAUGUAAAUUGGAACGAGAGUUUCGCUGCGUGGAGCUGGCGGAGCUAAUGACUCAAAAUGUGGUGAUGCUUGCCAUUCGAUACGCGUCUAGAUCCAAACGCAUGGUCCUUGCACAGCGCCUCAGCGAGAUUGCGCAUGAGAAAGCCACUCGGAUUCAGGAUGAAGAGCAGGAGGAGACCGAAUAUUGUGACAUCAGGCAGACUUCAUCUGGGUAUGACCAGCCUGAGGACAGAGAAAAACAUCACAAUAGACAAGAGGAAGAACCUGACCAAGAGCCCGAGGAACAAGAGGACCAAGAGGAAAUGGAAUCUGAAGAUGGCGCAGUAGCCCCAAAACGUCUCAACCCGUUUGCCAAAGUGACAGGAUCACCUUCAAAGCAAGCCACCCCACCCACUGGUAAGCUUGGCCGCUCAAACCCUUUCAAGGUUUUUUGUGCGGGGAAGUCCUCCUCUGCUUCUGGUCAGCCUCGUGUGGCAAGCAUCUUGGACAACAUGACGUCCAACAGGAAGUCAGCUCCACUCAGUGCAUCUGCAGGAAAGUCAAACAAAAGCACCGUCCUCAAACCACUCCCCCCCAGACCAAAGACCAAGUCACAGUCUACUCUGCUGCAAAUGACCAGUGCAAAGGCAGCCAAUAAGAAGACCCGGGAGAGUUUGGAGACGUCUGUAGAACAACAGAAGCAACCCGAACUCCCAACAGCUCCCCCGCUGGCCGACAACCCAGAAACUAAAAGACCCAAAACAGGCUUUCAACUUUGGUCAGAAGAGAAUAGGAAGAACAUCAUAGCAGACCACCCUGACCUGGAGGAGACUGACAUCAUCAAGGAAGCAAUGAGUCGCUUUAGAUGCCUGUCAGCUGAGGAGCGAUUGUCGUGGACAGAGCGAGCAAAGGGCCUGACUGUCGACGUGACGGACCUAAAGAAGAGAAAACGGGCGGAGGCGGGCGGAGGUGUGGAAAAUGACAUUGCUCAGUCAGAUGCUGAUGAAAACAAUGCCAAGAAGAAGAAAGCAUUUGAUACUUCAAAGCUGUCUGCCUUUGCUUUUCACAAUAACUGAUUUGUGCUACUUGUUGAAAUGACAAACUGUUCAAAUGAACUGUGUUGAUGUCCUCUGGUUCUUAACAAUCACCUUCAUUGACUUGCAUUUUGUAUACUGCUUUUAUUGUGUUUUAAUGGUUUAAUAAAAACAAUGUAU
This is a messenger RNA of Nerophis lumbriciformis (worm pipefish), 3608 nucleotides long. It is a transcript of the gene wdhd1, whose product is annotated as WD repeat and HMG-box DNA binding protein 1. Gene Ontology annotation, cellular component: nuclear replication fork. Gene Ontology annotation, biological process: mitotic cell cycle; DNA repair; DNA-templated DNA replication. Lineage: Eukaryota; Metazoa; Chordata; Actinopteri; Syngnathiformes; Syngnathidae. The record is from RefSeq and is a predicted model, not a curated record. Gene Ontology annotation, molecular function: DNA binding; protein binding; chromatin binding.